Molecule: messenger RNA, 1706 nt
Organism: Cannabis sativa
Lineage: Eukaryota; Viridiplantae; Streptophyta; Magnoliopsida; Rosales; Cannabaceae
Product: protein SICKLE
Exons: 2
Coding region: 556-1413 (285 amino acids)
Biological process (GO): miRNA processing; mRNA splicing, via spliceosome
Source: RefSeq, a predicted model, not a curated record
AAAAUUAAAAAAUUGAAGCCCUAAAAUCUCAUUUCAACUCUCUUUCCCUUCCCGUGUUCAGCUUCUCUUCUGACCCCAGACACGCGACAGCCUGCCUGCACUAGACAGCUCCGGCUCCGACUCCGACUUCUUGCGACGCCGAGACCCUUCCCGACGGGCAGAUCCCUCCGCCACCAUCCGAGGAACAAAAAUUAACCUGGAGAAGAGAAAUUAAAUGAUGAAAGUACUCUAGUUAUGAAAUCCAAUCCCCUCAUGUACCAAUCAUUGGAUUGUUUUCUCAGUACUCAAUCCAGUAGUUUGCCGAAAACAGGAAUGAAUUCAACAUUAUCAAACUGACCCUGAUAACACAGAACCUCCCUGACCUGCUGCUCUGUCCCACGACGGGAUCCAUUCUUUAAAGCAACCACACGGUCAACUGCAGAGCCAUUUCCAUCCAAGAAGCUGACAACGACGCGACCAAGCUAUUAACAAUCGAAUCUUAGCUUCAGUCCACUUUCCCAGGCCCAAAUCCAAACCUCCACCACCUAUCUCAGCAAAGAAGGCAUCACUUUUUACAUGGAGGAAUCAAAAGAAAGGAAGGAAAGAUUGAGAUUAAUGCGUGCAAAAGCUGAUCAGGCUGAAAAUUCUAAAGACAGUGAAACAACUCUUGCAAUGCCUUUUCACCUAUCGAAUCCACUGAUCGAGACCUCCGCUGCUACACCACCGCAAGAACCAUCUAGGUUUGAUUUUUAUACAGAUCCUAUGGCAGCAUUUACUGCCAACAAGAAAAGGAAUACAGAAAGUCACCAUGUUUCCUUAGAUCAUUAUACUCACACACCUCCAAUCAACAGUGGUUCACCCAUGCUAAGAGCUCCAUAUCCUGUUCCAGGACCCCGUGCUGAAAUGACCCCUAUAGCUCAUCAGUUUCAAGGAAGUUACUUUCUUGAUCAAGGAAAUCUAGGUCCCUCAAAUGGACCAGGUAGUACAAUGGGUUAUAAUUUUCCUGGUGUUCAACCAAGAGGGCAUAAUUUUCAGAGUCCUAGAUUUGGUCCAAUGGGUAGUCCUUUUAAUACAGGAAGAGGUGGGAGUGGAAAUCGCUGGCAGGGUAACAGCCUGAGUCAUAGUUCAGGUCGAAGAGGAGGAGGACGAGGCAUGGGUGGUCGUUUCUCUACAAUGGAGAGACCAUUGGGGCCCGAGAGGUUUUCUCAUAGUUCCAUGAUCGAAGAUCCAUGGAAGUUUUUGACACCUAUUACUUGGAAAGGGGUGGAUGCUCCAUUGAGUAGGUUGUACACUUCUGAAACCUCGAGAUCCUCUUUUGAGAUGCACAAAACUAAAGUUGACAAUACUCCAAAGAAUGUAAGUUCUCAGCCAAGCCUAGCAGAGUAUUUGGCUGCCUCUUUUGAUGAAGCAGCCAACGACGCAUCAAAUACAUGACAGUUUCUCCGCCGAUAGGAAGUGCUUCAUGAUACUGACUGUGCUAAUCAGCAACUAUAGUGUGCUAGAGGUCCUUUUGUAUCUCACAGUUUUCAAACAAAGGGAUCACUUCAAUGUCUUUCUGAGAUGUCUUUGUUUGUACUCUUUCUUUCCUUACAAAAUUUUACAGUAAUGGGAUUUUGCUUUGCUAUCUUAGUUCAAGCCAAGCAAAGGACUUUUUCGAUUACAAAUUUUUGCUCUCAUUCCAAGACUUUCUAAGUCGAGCUAAAGAAGAUUUUGGAUAUGAUCAUCAA